UCCACCAAAGCCACCUAAGCCAAUGACUUCAGCAGUUACAAAUGGAAUGAAGGACAGUUCUGUUUUUCUUCAGGAUGCAGAAUGGUACUGGGGGGAUAUUUCCAGGGAGGAGGUAAAUGACAAAUUACGGGACAUGCCAGAUGGUACCUUUUUGGUCCGAGAUGCCUCAACAAAAAUGCAGGGAGAUUAUACGUUAACUUUGAGGAAAGGAGGCAAUAAUAAGUUAAUAAAGAUCUAUCAUCGAGAUGGUAAAUAUGGCUUUUCUGAUCCGCUGACAUUUAAUUCUGUGGUGGAGCUCAUUAACCACUAUCAUCAUGAAUCUCUUGCUCAGUACAAUCCCAAACUUGAUGUGAAAUUGAUGUACCCAGUGUCCAGAUAUCAACAGGAUCAGUUGGUAAAAGAAGAUAACAUUGAUGCAGUAGGUAAAAAACUGCAAGAGUACCACUCACAGUAUCAGGAAAAGAGUAAAGAGUAUGACAGACUGUAUGAAGAAUAUACCAGAACAUCCCAGGAAAUACAGAUGAAGAGGACUGCAAUUGAAGCUUUUAAUGAAACAAUUAAAAUUUUUGAGGAGCAAUGUCACACACAAGAACAACAUAGCAAAGAAUAUAUUGAGCGAUUUCGACGAGAGGGGAAUGAAAAAGAGAUUGAACGAAUUAUGAUGAAUUAUGAUAAAUUGAAAUCACGUCUUGGUGAGAUUCAUGAUAGCAAAAUGCGACUAGAGCAAGAUUUGAAGAAACAAGCUUUGGACAACCGGGAAAUAGAUAAAAAAAUGAAUAGCAUCAAACCUGACCUGAUCCAGCUGCGUAAGAUCCGAGAUCAGCAUCUUGUAUGGCUCAAUCACAAAGGAGUGAGACAGAAGCGUCUGAAUGCCUGGCUGGGAAUCAAAAAUGAUGAUACUGAUGAGACCUAUUUUAUCAAUGAGGAAGAUGAAAACCUGCCACAUUAUGAUGAGAAAACCUGGUUUGUUGAAGAUAUUAAUCGAGUACAAGCAGAGGAUUUGCUUUACGGGAAACCUGAUGGUGCAUUCCUAAUUCGCGAGAGUAGCAAGAAAGGAUGUUAUGCUUGUUCUGUGGUUGCUGAUGGGGAAGUGAAGCACUGUGUGAUCUACAGCACUGCUCGAGGAUAUGGCUUUGCAGAACCCUACAACCUCUACAGCUCACUGAAGGAGCUUGUGCUCCAUUACCAGCAGACAUCCCUGGUUCAGCACAACGACUCCCUCAAUGUUAGGCUUGCCUACCCUGUCCACGCACAGAUGCCAUCACUCUGCAGAUAAAGAGGGAGUAAGAAGAGAAGUGGCUUUCCAGCAUUUUUUCUACAGUUUUUAUUAGACUACGGUGAGGGCAUUCUUUCUACAGAGACUGCUUGUUUUGCACAAGAAGUGAUUCUGUGAAGGUGAAGUGGAGAGGCUGACCAGUAGCCGGCCAGGAUGGGGGAAUAAGUUAGGGGCCUGGGGCCUUUGGGGCUCAUCUGUGCUGCUGCCCUGUCAUACUAAGCUAGAAGCAGAUGUCAUUUUUACAAAGUCUAUAUUUCAUUGGGCUUUUUGUUUUUGUUUAACCAGGUACCCUCAACAGAAUGUGUUAGGCUUGUUGGGGGCAAGGGGUGGGAGUUGUAUUUGGAAGCUCCUGAAGAGUCUGUGUCCUAUUUUGGUCUUAACUCCUGAGAAUGCAGGAGGGGCAUGGGUCUGUUGGGAGUUCUGUUUUGCUCUCACAGUCUCUCUUCCCUCAAAAAGAUGGCUGCUUUGGUUCUGUGGUAGAAUGGGAUUUGGUUUAAGAAAAUAAAAAAGACAACAACCAAAGGAAAAUAGGGAGGUUUGGGAUUUCAUCUAAACACUCUAAGCCCUGGGGAUUAAAAAAAAAUCUUCAGUCAAAGGUACUGCAUUUCUUAUCAAAACAAUUUAGACUUCAGCAUCUCACUGUCUCCUCCUUCUAAAGAAGUAUUGUGUUCAGAAACCAACAACGUGUUUGUUGCCAGAACAAGGUCUAAGGGGCAGAAAGUGACUUAGUAGCUGAAUGCACACUUCUGUACCAAAACUUGAAAACAAGAAAACUAGAAAUGUGAAUUUUAGCAACAUUAAAAUUGGUCAAUGUCUUUCCUUCUGCCCUGCCCUUGCUUCUCAGAGAUGAGGAAUAGCAUUCUUUUUGUGGGGAUAGUAAGCUUUGAAUCAUAAAAUGAAGUUGGUACUUGUGUGGUGUUUCCUUAGCCUAAAGAAUGAUUUGUUGUUUGAACUUUGUAACUUGUUUGUAUGAGUAAAGAAGAGGUGCAAUCCAGUGCUUUUAGAUGGCUUGAUAUACCAAAUAAUGAUCUAGAACAUUAUUGUUUGUGCUUCCCCAAGCUUAAAGACCCUGCAAAAACAGUGUACGUGGUUUAAUUUGCCUUCAUUUCCCCCUCCUUUGCUAGGUAGGGUUUAGGAAGCCAUAGGUGGUUGAAGAGGGGAAUCAGAUUGUGGUCAGAAACCUCAGUAAAUCACAGACUCAGGGGCCCUGGUGUCCAGGAUGAUGGUCAUACCACGUUACAUAUAUGCUUCCGUACAGUGGUUUCUGAAGCUUUUGCAGGGAGAGGAGGAGACAGCUUGGAGUCUAAACUGUUAGUUAAAACCAUUGGGAAGCUUUUCUUUUUUGCCUUUUUUGUGAGCCUGCCAUUGAGGCAAUGUGCACAGUCUGCCCUUAUGCUCCAGUGGCUAUGAUUUUAGGCCAGGAAUCUUCUGCUCCAUGUGGUUUAAGCCUUCCAGCUGAGUGAAGCUAGGCAGCAGAGUGGAGGGUAGGCAUCUACUCCUGCCUUCAUUAUGCCCCACAGUCAUCAGUCAACACUCAUUUGACAAAUAGCCCAGCAGCCUCUGAGCCAAUCUUGGAAUCAUAAUAGGCUCAAUGUGACUCAGCUUUUGAGCCCAGAGACGUGCAGUCAGGCAUCCUAGCUGAGCUAGAGAAACAGCCAGUACCUGGGUCUUGAUUCAUAAGGCAUUUAUAGCUAGGAAAACUCUAGUUUGGGGGCUGAAAGAAAAACAUUUCUUUCCCUGAACACUUACUUUGGUGACAGUGUCUAGAAUGGACUAUGAUGUGUACACCAAGACAAGGUGAAAUUUUGGAAAAGCUUCCAGAGUUAUGAACAAUGAAGAUAUGAAGAAAAGGGCGUAUCUUGCCUUUUUCUUAUUUAUAUUGCAGUUCAAUGGGGUGAAUAGAGCCCCCUUCCAUGUCAUUGUUUUGAUUUAAACCCUUAACUCAUAGCCAGCACAUUCUUUCCCCAAAUUGGCAGAUUAAAGUCUUGCUGAAAGUUUUACUGAGUAAUGCGGGGCCAACUGUUGCAGGGCACACCUUGUCUGGUGUUGAACCUGCUGAAGCAUUUGGAUGUUCAACUGGAUGCAAGGACUCUCUCCUAUCUGGUAACUAAAAUGUUAGUGUGUUCUGAAUGUCUUUUAAAAAAUAAGCCUAAAUUGGGGGUGGCAGUGGUUCAAGUGGUGGAACAUUUGCAUACCAAGUGUAAGGCCGAGUUCAACCUUCAGUAUCCCUCUGCCCCCUAGAAAAUCUAAAAUGGAAUAGGAUACACACUGUAGUGUUGAACAGUGUGUCUGUACCUCGUUGGGCAGACAUGAAGGGUAUACAGGGAGAGAGCAAGCAACAUCUUAUUCUCUGGGCUGGUUUGUGGGGAAGGGCUGCUGGUUUUCAGUCCUACCAUUCUUCCCCACCCCUUUUCAGUUUCUGAAUUCAUUGCUUUGUGGGAUCUAAGAGAUCAGGGAUCAUUUAAUUAAAUGGAAAGUAGAUUUUUUUGGCCAGUUGCUACAUGGUUUGCUUGCUCUUGAGCCAGUGCAAAUGACAUAGGGAUCAGUCUUUUAACCACAGGGCCUGGUGUAUGUGGAUAGGCAGUAUACUGCACCUUUACUCCAUGGUUUGGGAGGUCUUGGCUUUCUUACAUGGGUCCUGCCCCAUGAUCUUGGCUCUGGGACUAUCUCUUGGCAUCUCAACUGCUGUUUCACUGAGACAGAGUAUAAGAGACAGACCAAGACCAGAGGACUCAUUAUUCUCCUGGCUAGAUAAGCCAGCCAAUAUGAAAGCAGGUUUGGGCUGGCUAGACACAGGUCCCAGGUCCAUAUUUUCCAGGUGGAGUUUUCAUCACAAAACAAUGCUGUCUCCACUUAGCCAUAAAUGUCAGGUCUAGCCAUAGUUCAGACCUGGCUAGGAUGCCUGUGUCCUUAUCACUGAACUGGCCAAAGGUGAAGACUUCCUAACAUCUUUGAGACUUGAUGGGACCGCCCAAUUUACCUUAGUCCUUAUAUACCCUAAAGCUUUCAGAGCCAAUGUGGGGUUUUCCAUGGGUCUCCUCUUCUUGCUGCAAGGAACCAGUCCCAUGCAUUCUCUUGAGCCAAGAACUGCAUCUGGGUGGUUCCUGGUUUCCAGGAUGAUCUCUGCUGCCAGUUAAGAGUUAGAGUAGACCUCUGUGAGCUUUCAAUUGCCUCAGAAACCAGAGGGUCCAUUCAGGCACCUGCUUGGGCCCUCUGCUGCCAACUGCUCAGCUUUCCUUUAGCUCCAGCCACUUGUGACAACCAACCUUGUUUCCUUACAAAUUCCAGCAUGUGACUUUGAUGCCCUGUUGUUACUUGUGAAAAAUCUACUCUGUUGUCUUUGAUGUAGUAAAAAAAAAAAAAAAAAUCAUGUAGUUUAUAUAAAAAUACCUGAUUCCCAAGGAAGCUGACUGUAUGUCUUGUGUUGGGACAGUUCAUAAUGUAGUUCCUAGGCCACUUUUGCAAAUUGUUCUUGUCACCAGGUAUGUUCAGACAUUGCUGUGCAGUUGUGGGGAAGGGUGGGGGGGGAAGGUGAAGGGAGAUACUUUCUGGGUUUUUUUUUUUAACCUUGCCCAAGAGGGGAUAGUCUGGCCAACUUGUUCCAGUAAUGCAAUAAAGACAUUGCAAUAAAGCACAUUUUUGUCUUCAUGAUAUGGGGGACUGGGUGGGCUUGGGGCAGGGUAGGGAGGAAGCAAAAUAAGGUGCUAAGCCAUUGAAAUUCCCAAACUUCUCCAAUAAUCAUCAAAAGACCAGUCCUGGGGCUGAACUGGAGCCACCAGUGCCCUUCCCUGAAGGCAGGCAAUCAACACUAACAAGCAUGAUGAGUCUACCUGAAACAGGACAAAGGGAGACUCACUGAGAAAAUUAAAUGAGAGCCACUUCCUCUCCACUUCAUCCACUCCUAAUAAUUGUAGUUUAGGGGUUCUCAUGAUGCAUUACUGUCCAGAAAUAUAAGUAUAUCCACAUUCUACUCAGGGAGCAGGGAAAAUGGACUUAUAGUCUACCCUCUUGUUGGUCCAGGCCAACAGGGCACUUUGUUGAGAUUUCUGUGUUGGCAACAUAAUCAGCACCAUGACCUCAUUACACAGAACACUGAAACUCACAUCCAUGUCUCUCAGGCCUUUCCCACUCAUGCAUUCAAUUAUGAAAUCAGAAUGGCAUAUUCUAAAUGAUGCCUGUGUCUGUCUCCUCCCCGCUAUACUUUAACUACUUAGCAUCUUCAAGGCUACUAUGGAUAGCAUCCCUUAAUCCCAAAUUGUCCUCACUUUUGUGCUUGGGAUACUUGAAAUUCCUUUCUCCUGCCCAGUUCUCUCUUCUGAACUAUACCUGGUGACUGGACAUCUCCACUGGGACAUCAGAUAUUCCAUGGGGACUCCAAACUUGUUUACUUCAUAGAGAAGAGAAAUGAUUAAUUGUGAAUUCCCUUACUACCAUUCCACUGCCAAAUCCAAAACCUACUUAAAGCCUCUCCUUUCCCCAAUUAAUUACAAAAGCUAAUCAUCUUCUAAAAAGCCAGUCCUUCCCCUGUAUUUUGGAUUCUGAUUUCUCCAACCUUCUCAGGAAUCUCCCAUGAUAAAUGAUCAAUUUUUUAACUCGUUUCUUCUCACUGGAUAAUGGCUGACAUUUAAACCUGUUUUUUUUUGUCCUUGUUGUUUUGAAAGAAGGUCUGUGAACCCGACUGGUCUUGAACUCUUGAUUGCAUGCCCCCCUGCUGGGAUUAUAGACAUGAACCAUCACACCUGGCUGUUUAAUCUUCAUUCUACCUCCCCAAUCUCUAACCAUAACCUCCUCCACCCACACUUUUUUCCCUUCUUCUCAGUCAAGUCUUUUGAAAGAGCUGCUUAAAUAUCUUUAUUUCCUCACCUGGAGCAUUUUAGUACAGGUUCCAUCAUCACCUGAAACUACUUUGAUGUCUUCUACUACCAUCACUGUCUUCUCUCCAUGGAAAGCUUUCAUUGACUCCAUUACAACUCAUUCACCUAAUUUUCCUCUGACAUGUUUAUUUUACAUCUCUCAGACUCCUCCAGGCUUCUUACCCCUUAUACCUUUUUUUAAUCUAUAGUUUUAUCCACAUCUCUGAAUCAACUUACCAUUUCUAGGUCAAUUACAUGUUUGUCCUACCCAAACCACUAUUGUAAUGUACCUUGUAUUCAGCAUGUUGAAUGCUGGGUCACCAGGUGGCCUGGAUUCUUCUCCAUUAUAUUUUACUAAAUGGAAAUAGAAUUCAUCCAGUUAUGUAAGUCAGAAAUAUAGUCAUCAUCCUUGAUAGCCCUUUGCUUUAUAUUGACAAACCAUUCACCAAACCCAUACUAAUUUUAUGCUCAAAAUAUCAAAACAACACUUUACUUCACCAUUUUACUACCCUAGUACUAGAAGACAUCCU
Messenger RNA from Castor canadensis (American beaver), 6659 nucleotides. RefSeq names its product phosphoinositide-3-kinase regulatory subunit 3 (gene Pik3r3). Gene Ontology annotation, molecular function: 1-phosphatidylinositol-3-kinase regulator activity. Lineage: Eukaryota; Metazoa; Chordata; Mammalia; Rodentia; Castoridae. Gene Ontology annotation, biological process: insulin receptor signaling pathway; phosphatidylinositol phosphate biosynthetic process. Gene Ontology annotation, cellular component: phosphatidylinositol 3-kinase complex. The record is from RefSeq and is a predicted model, not a curated record.